This is a messenger RNA of Salmo salar (Atlantic salmon), 3867 nucleotides long. Its product is annotated as zinc metalloproteinase-disintegrin-like berythractivase. Gene Ontology annotation, molecular function: metalloendopeptidase activity. Gene Ontology annotation, biological process: proteolysis. Gene Ontology annotation, cellular component: plasma membrane. Lineage: Eukaryota; Metazoa; Chordata; Actinopteri; Salmoniformes; Salmonidae. The record is from RefSeq and is a predicted model, not a curated record.
GGUGUGGCCUGUAGAUGGUAUCACAUGAGCAUGCAACCAGGUAACCCAUUAAGCCCCUCACACCAUCACUUGCGUUCCAGUAGCUGUCUGCACUUCGACAAUGACACAUAAACUUCUAUUGUGGAUCUUUGCCCUAACUGCCUCCUGCAAUCUCUCAGUGAGUUAUGGUCCUCUUGAAGGGGUGAGGGACUAUGAGGUAGUCCGACCCAUCAGACUACAUACUCUGCAGAAAAGAGAAACCGAGUCAUCCAGGCCAGAAACUUUGAAGUAUGCAAUGAGAGUGGGUGGGAGAGACAUUGAGAUGCAUCUGGAGAAGAAUAGGGAAUUACUCACGAAAGACUAUAGUGAGACUUACUACACUGAGGAUGGCACACCAGUCACCUCUACGCCUCAGGAUAUGGAUCACUGCUACUAUCACGGCAGUAUUGUGGAUGACAGAGAGUCUACGGUCAGCAUGAGCACCUGCGAUGGACUCAGUGGAUAUUUCAGAACGGCCGCCCAAAGGUACCUGAUUGAGCCCCUGUCAGGGGGGGAUGAUGGUGAUCACGCAGUGCUGAAAUACGAGGACCAGAGCUUCAAGCCUAUGCUGUGUGGAGUCACUAAUACUACCUGGAACGAAGACUACCCUUCCAUUACUAGCAAGAGCCGUUCUCGAGCCUCAGGUCCAUCUAUACUUCAACAGCAAAAAUAUGUUGAGCUUGUCCUCGUUGCAGACAACCGUGAGUACAAGAAAAUGGAGAGUAAUCUCGGAAUGCUGCGUAAGAGGAUAUUUGAAGUGGUUAACUUUGUCAACAUGGUCUAUAAGCCCCUCAACACCUUUAUUGCCCUGGUUGGUCUGGAGGUGUGGUCAGACAGUGAUAAGAUAUCAGUGACCGCCCCUGCUGGUGCCACCCUGGACGCCUUUACCACGUGGAGGAACAACUACCUGGUCAAGAUUAAGCCCAAUGACAACGCACACCUCAUCAGUGGCAUUGACUUUGAGGGACCGACGGUGGGUCUGGCCUUCAUCGGGACUCUAUGUUCAGGUCAUUCAGCUGGGGUGGUGCAGGAUCACAACGCCAGGGCCAUAGCUGUGGGGGCCACAUUGGCCCAUGAAAUGGGCCACAACCUGGGCAUGAACCACGAUGACUCCAGUGCCUGUGCUUGUUCUGGGAAUAGCUGUGUAAUGGCUGGGGCCCUUAGCUGGGAUAUCCCAAAGUCAUUCAGUAGCUGCAGUAGUUUGAGCUAUGACCAGUUCCUGAAUAAUCGUAACCCUGAGUGCCUACUGAACAAGCCAGACUACCGAAAUGUGGAAUCAACCCCAGUGUGUGGGAAUGGCUUUCUGGAGAAAGGAGAGGAGUGUGAUUGUGGCUCCCUGGAGGAGUGUACAAACCCUUGCUGUAAUGCCACCAGCUGCACACUGACCAAAGGCUCAGAGUGUGCUGCAGGAGAGUGCUGUGAAGACUGUAAGAUCAUGGCCUCGUCCACAGAGUGCAGAAGGAAACAGGAUGACUGUGACCUAGCAGAGUACUGCACAGGGAAUUCAGCCGUCUGUCCUGAGGACGUCUUCUCUGUCAAUGGGAUCUCCUGUGACAGAGGGAGGGGCUACUGCCGCAACGGCCAGUGUCCACAGCAUCAUGACCAGUGUGUGAAAAUGUAUGGCCCAUGUAAGUGUGAAAGCAUUUCCCUCUGUCUCGUCAUCACGGAGUCACCUCUCAUCAGAUCAGCUGCUGAAAAGGCCACGACGUACUGCUAUAACCAGAACACCAGAGGACUGUACUACGCCUACUGCAGACGGCCUUCACAGGACCAGUUCAUCCCCUGCCAGAGCCAAGAUGUGCAGUGUGGGAAACUCUUCUGCAAGAAUGGUAAUGAUGACCCCAACUACGGUCGCAUGGUGAAAUUCUCCGACUGCAAAGCCACAUUCUACGGUGAUUACACCAGUGACUUUGGACAGGUGAACCCGGGGACCAAGUGUAAUGAUGGGAAGGUGUGCAGCGAGAACGAGUGUGUGGAUCUUGAGACCGCCUACGGACCCAAAGCCACCAACUGCUCAGCACGGUGCAAAGGACAUGCUGUGUGUAAUCACAGAAUGGAGUGCCAGUGUGAACCUGGAUGGUCACUUCCAGGCUGUGAUACAAAGGAUGGAAGCUUCACGGGCCUUUCCAGAGAAGGAGUGAUUGGCAUUGCAGUGACAGUCUCUCUGCUGCUCCUGGCUGCUAUUGCUGGGGCAGUGGCUGUGUUCCUAAAGAAGAGACGACAGUCCCCCACUCUGCCUAGCCACCAUACCCAGAAGAAAAUCCAUGAAGUGGACAACCACAUCCAUAACAAACUGCCAAUCCCCAGCCAAAACAAAGCUAUGCCACAGCAGCCCAAGCGACCAAAAGUAGCUCCGCCCCCACCCCCACCAGCUGCUAACCAAUCACAAGCCCCGGUCUGUGACUUCAGGGCCGCACGACAGGCUCUGAGACCACCACCACCACGUGUCUGAUGUCAACAUCUAAAGGAGAAGAGUGGAAACAGGAGGUCUCAAACCUUACCAAGACCUCAAAUGCAGGGCCACAACUGCCAGGCCAGCCAGAGCACAGUCAGCCCAGAGACCUCACUUCUUUGGGAUAAUUUUACAGAACCCUAUAGACUAGAGAGAAGUUGGCUCUGCCACCACUUCUGAAAAAGCCUGGUCCCAGUUCUCUUUGUGCUCUGGCUAACUCCAUUGCUCAUUGUUUGGCAUGACAAUGAGUGACAAGGAAUUGGCAUGAUGUCACAAAUAGACUGGUACUCAGGCUACCUAUGAAGCCCAAGGAAUGCGUUUGUGCCAAUGAUGUGCAUGAUGGGUAAACUCAGGAGUCCUCUUUAUGAGGAACGUCUUAAAAAUGACACUUUACUAUUUUAUACCUGUAAUUUAUUAGUGAGUGAUGUGAUAUGCAAUUUAUUUUUGUACUAUUACAUUUGUCUAUGGUGACUGUAUAUUCCUGACUUUGGCUGAGUACUGAGUCUACAGUGAAUAUUCUGUAAAAAAAAAAAAAAAUGUUUUUAUUUUUUUUAGAACAUACUUAAAUGCUGCACAACUAACUGCAACUCUGCAGCCACAGUCUGUGACUGAGAAUACAACUGCAAAAGUAUUCAGACCCCUUGGAUUGUCACAAAGUGGGAAUAAAAUUGAUGUCAUUUUUGCAAUCAACACAAAAUACUCAGUGCAAGUCAAGGAUUUUUUUUAAAGAUGAAUAAAAAUGUAACUAAAAUAGUCGUUGCGUAAGUAUUCAGCUCCCUGAGUCAAUACAUGGUAGAAAAAUCUUUGGCAUAGAUUACAGCUGUCAGUCUUCUUGAGGAAGUCUAAGAUAUUUACACACCUGGACUACUUAAUACAUAAUCCACAGCAUUGUAUUAACCAUGUUUAAAGAGAUAUUCAAUGUCUGGUAGAUGGGUAAGUAACAAAUCAAUCACUGCCCUUCUUUAAAACUUUCUAAAAGCUCCCUGGUCUUCGUAGUUGAAUCUGUGCUCGAAAUUCAAUACUUGACUGAGGGACCUUAAAUGUAUGUAUGGGGGACUGAGGAAGGGUUAGUCAUUCCAAAAUCAUGUCAACUUGGGAUUUGUUAAGCCAAAAUGUACUCCUGAACUAAUUUCGGCUUGACUAAACGAAGGGGCUGAAUACUUAUGCAACAAUAUUUAAGUACUGAAUUUAUUUAUUUUUAAAUUAAAAUAAAAGGUUUCUGAAAUCCAAGGGGUCUGAAUACUUUUGCAAGGCACUGUAUCUCUGUGUGAAAGUGUCUAAUUUGCAAUGACAGUAUACUAUUACUUGAACAGCAUUUUCUGUAAUCACAAUCUCUCUCGGAUUGUAAAAAGAUGCCACCUGAUUAACAUGUAAGGCAUAAAAUGUUUUAUUUUUGA